Paralichthys olivaceus (Japanese flounder) is the source of this 759-nucleotide messenger RNA. Lineage: Eukaryota; Metazoa; Chordata; Actinopteri; Pleuronectiformes; Paralichthyidae. The record is from RefSeq and is a predicted model, not a curated record.
UCAGCAUAAAAUCUUUUGUGAACAUACACCAGGUAGGAUGAGCGCAGAGUUUUCUCACUUCACUCUGCACCAGCCCACACCAUCAGUGCAGUUUGAUUAAAGCUGACUCUUCUCCUGAGGACUUCUCUUGAAGGGUGAACAGGAUGAAAUAAGAUGAAAUAUUUGGAAAUGAAGCUCUUAAGCUUUCGGAGGUAAAGUGUCGGAGGCCCGUCACAGCGUGCUCUGGCCCUUUAAGUGUUCCAGCCACACACUGCAGCAGAUCCUCCGCAGCUGUGGGUCCACCUGACACCCAGCGCAGCGGACCAGAGGCGGACAGACAGCCGGCUUCACGUCACCGCAGACCGCGUCCUGGAGGGGCAUGGGGGGCACCUCGCCCGCUAGCUAACCCGAAGACAUUUCCUCGAAGCGGAAGGCUCACGGUUCCCCAUCAUGGUGUCGUGGAUCAUUUCGAGGAUAGUCGUCCUUGCCUUUGGGACGCUCUACCCAGCAUACUCCUCAUACAAGGCUGUCAAAACGAAGAAUGUGAAGGAAUAUGUGAAGUGGAUGAUGUACUGGAUAGUGUUUGCCUUGUUCACCACAGCAGAGACAGCCACAGACCUGCUCCUAUCAUGGUUUCCAUUUUACUUUGAGCUAAAGAUCGCCUUUGUAAUCUGGCUCCUGUCUCCAUACACCAAAGGCUCCAGUGUCCUCUAUCGCAAGUUUGUCCACCCAACCCUGUCCAACAAAGAGAAGGUGGGAACAUGACCUUUUUAAGUCCCU